AUGUGGGUGAUCGGACGCUCUUCUCCGUCGAAGCCAUCAACGGUCGAACAACUUGAAACUAAAUCAGCAAACCUCUUCUGCUUCACUCUAGCGUGUACUCCACGAUUCCUAACUCAUGUGAGAUAUGCCACCGCGAGAUAUCCAAUUUCUGCGACAACAGGUGAUUUCAAUGGUGAUAACAGAACUGAUUUAGCCGUUGCUAGUAACUAUGAUAGCGUCGUCAGUAUAUUGCUCGGUAACGGCGACGGAACCUUUCAAAGUCAGGCCAUAUAUGCCACUGGAAACCUUCCAGCUUUUGUGACAACGGGUGAUUUCAAUGGUGACAACAGACGUGAUUUAGCUCUCGCAAAUAGUUAUGACAACACCGUCAGUAUACUGCUCGCCAACGGCGACGGCACUUUUCAAAAUCAACUCACAUAUGGCACUGGCGCUGUUCCACAGUCUGUGACAACAGGUGAUUUUAAUGGUGAUGGCACAACUGAUUUAGCUGUUGCAAAUAACGGUGAUAACACCAUCAGUAUAUUGCUUGGUAACCGCUACGGAACAUUUCAAACUCAACUCAUUUAUCGCACUAGCGUUUCUCCUCAGUCUGUGACAACAGGUGAUUUUAAUGGUGAUAAUAGAGCUGAUUUAGCUGUUACGAAUAUCGGUGAUGACACCGUUAGUAUACUUCUCGGUAAGGGCAACGGAACGUUUCGAACUCAGAUGAAAUAUACUACGGGGAGUUCUCCGUUUUCUGCGACAGAAGGUGAUUUCAAUGGUGAUAACAGAACUGAUUUAGCUGUUACAAAUACCGGUAAUAACACCGUUAGUAUACUGCUCGGUAACGGCAACGGCACUUUUCAAAGUCAAGUCUCUUAUACAACUGGGAAUUCACCAUAUUCUGUGACAACAGGUGAUUUCAAUGAUGAUAAUAGAACUGAUUUAGCUGUGGCAAAUCUCCAGGAUACUACCGUCAGUAUACUGUUCGGUAACGGCGACGGAACAUUUCAACAUCAAGUCCAAUAUACAACUGGGAACGCACCAUGCUCCGUGGCAACAGCUGAUUUUAAUGGUGAUCACAGAGCUGAUUUAGCUGUCGCAAAUAGCGAGCAGAACACUGUCGGUAUAUUGCUCUCUAACGGCAAAGGAAUAUUUCAGAGCCAAAUCACUUAUCACACUGGGAUGUUGCCACAGUCUGUGAUAACAGGUGAUUUCAAUGGUGAUCACAGACCUGAUUUAGCUGUUGCAAAUAACCUUGAUAACACCGUCAGUAUAUUGCUUAGUAACCGCAACGGAAUAUUGCAGGGCCAGAUUACUUACAACACUGGGAGUUUUCCAUAUUCUGUGACAGGAGGGGAUUUCAAUGGCGAUAACAGAACUGAUUUAGCUGUUUCAAAUAGCUUUGCUGCCACCGUCAGUAUAUUUCUCGGUAACGGCGACGGAACCUUUCAACGUGAAGUCCCAUAUAACAGUGGACAUGUUCCAUAUUCUGUGGCAACGAGUGAUUUCGAUUGCAAUAACACAACCGAUUUGGGUGUUGCGAAUUCCGGUGAUAACACCAUCAGUAUACUGCUCGGUAACGGCAAUGGAACAUUUCAGACUCAAGUGAGGUAUACCACUGGGAAGUUUCCAUAUUCUGUGGCAACAGGUGAUUUCAAUGGUAAUAACAGAGUUGAUUUAGCUGUUGCAAAUACCGGUGAUAACACCGUUGGUAUAUUCCUAGGUAACGGCAACGGAACAUUUCAAAGUCAACUAACAUAUAGAACUGGGGUUUCUCCACAGUCUGUGACAACAGGUGACUUCAAUGGUGAUCACAGAAUUGAUUUAGCUGUUGCAAAUACCGGUGAUAAUACUGUCAGUAUACUGCUCGGUAAGGGCGACGGAACAUUUCAAAUUCAGGUCACAUAUAGCACUGGGGUUUUUCCACAUUCUGUGACAACAGGUGAUUUUAAUGGUGAUCACAGGCCUGAUUUUGCUGUUGCAAAUACCGGUGAUAACACAGUCAGUAUAUUGCUCGGUAACGCCCACGGAACGUUUCGAACUCAGGUGAAAUAUACUACUGGGAAUUCGCCAGUUUCUGUGGCAACUGGUGAUUUCAAUGGUGAUAACAUUACUGAUGUAGCUGUUGCAAAUCAGGAGGAUUCCAACGUCAUUAUAUUUCUUGGUGCGUGUGACUGA
This is a messenger RNA of Didymodactylos carnosus, 2160 nucleotides long. Lineage: Eukaryota; Metazoa; Rotifera; Eurotatoria; Philodinida; Philodinidae. The record is from the annotation of a GenBank genome assembly.